AAACACAGGAGGAAGCCAAGAUGGGGAAGAAGGGAUGGUCCACUUUGGAAAUAGUCCUUUUGGUCUUGUUUCUCUUGAUGACUGUAACGGCUAUCACUAUGAUAGUCCUUUAUGCCACAGGAGAACCUGGUAUCAUCAAAGAAGGAGACACUGAUUCAUUUGUUCCUCAGUGUCCCCAAAUUCCGCUAUCUGAAAGAGUAGACUGUUUCCCAGAUGCUGGAGCUUCACAGCUCAAAUGCGAGCAGCGUGGUUGCUGCUGGAGCCCUCAGGAUGAGAGAAAAGUCCCCUGGUGUUUCUUCCCCACCAACCAUGGAUACAUAGUGCAAUCAAUGGAGCAGCCAGACCCUUAUGUAAUUAGUGCCCAGCUGAAAAGAAUGUCCUCUCCCUCCCUGUUUGGUGCGGAUAUUGAGGAUCUGUCAUUUCAUGCAGAAAUGCAGACCAGCAAUCGACUUCAUUUUAAGAUCUUUGAUGGCCAGAAUAACAGAUUUGAGGUCCCACAUGAACACAUCCCCAAGGUCAAAAGUAAAUCAUCCACCCCUAUCAGCGACACAUUGGAGAUCACACAAAACCCAUUUGGACUCACUGUGCGCAGACAGGAGAACAAAAAAGUUGUGUUUAACACCAACAUGGCUCCUCUGGUGUUUGCAGACCAGUACAUACAGCUGUCUGCUAAACUUCCAUCUCAUAAUAUCUAUGGCCUCGGAGAGCAUGUGCACACCAGAUAUCAGCAUGACACAAACUGGAGAACCUGGCCAAUUUUCGCCAGAGAUUCUUUUCCUAAUGGGGGAACACAUAACCUCUAUGGACACUACCCCUUCUUCCUCUGUCUGGAAGAUGAGAGUGGAAAGUCAUUUGGGGUCUUUCUCCUGAACAGCAAUGCUAUGGAGGUGACUCUGCAGCCUGCCCCAGCUGUGACCUACAGAACCAUCGGAGGAAUCCUUGAUUUCUACAUUUUCUUUGGUAACACACCAGAACAAGUAGUGCAGGAGUUCCUUGAGCUCAUUGGCAGGCCAGUCAUCCCUGCCUACUGGUCACUGGGAUUCCAACUUUCUCGGUGGGACUACGGGAACCUGACUGAAGUCAAGACAACUGUGCAGAGAAACCGUGCCGUGAGCCUCCCAUAUGUUUGGCCGGGGGAGACGGUCUUCCCAGACUACACCUCCCAAAACUGCAUCGAUUGGUGGGUUGAUGAGUAUGAGCGACUCUACAAGGAGAUCAAACACGAUGCCCUCUGGAUUGACAUGAACGAGGUGUCUAGUUUUGUGAAAGGGUCAAAUAAGGGUUGUGUUGCAAACAACCUCAACUACCCGCCCUACACUCCAAAGAUUCUGGAUGAGGUGAUGUACAGUAAGACCCUUUGUAUGGAUGCCAAGCAAGCCUGGGGAAACCACUAUGAUGUCCACAGCCUAUAUGGCUACUCUAUGGUGCUAGCUACAGAAAAAGCCCUGCAGCGUGUGUUUGGGUCAAAUCGUACCCUGAUGCUGACCCGCUCAUCCUUUCCAGGUGUGGGAAAAUAUUCAGGACAUUGGUUGGGGGACAAUGCUGCCAACUGGAAUGACAUUAAAUGGGCUAUACCUGGCAUGCUAGAAUUUGGUCUGUUUGGAAUCCCUUAUAUCGGAGCUGACAUCUGUGGCUUCUUUGACGACUCAAGUGAAGAGCUGUGCCGUCGCUGGAUGCAGGUGGGCGCCUUCUAUCCCUUCAGCCGAAACCACAACGCUCAGGGCUACAAGCCUCAAGAUCCAGCUGCAUAUGGUGCUGACUCAAUGCUGGUGCAGACCUCCAAACAUUACCUGAGGAUACGUUACACUCUCCUGCCGUACCUCUACACACUCUUCUACAAAGCCCACACCACCGGAGAGACAGUUGUACGGCCUGUCUUGCAUGAGUUCUACUCUGAUAGUGCCACCUGGAAUGUGGAUCGACAGUUUCUCUGGGGAAAACACCUACUCAUCACACCAGUGCUUGAUCCGGGUGUGGACAAAAUCCAGGCUUAUAUACCAGAUGCAGUAUGGUACAACUAUGAGACAAUGGAACGGCUGGSAGACCGCAAAACGAAUGUUGAACUGUAUCUGCCAGCUGACAAGCUUGGUUUACACAUCAGAGGAGGGGGCAUCCUCCCCACACAGAGACCUGAGGUCACCACUACAUACAGUCGGCUUAACCCCAUGGGUUUGAUCAUUGCUCUUGAUGACAACAACCAGGCAGCCGGGGAGCUAUUCUGGGAUGAUGGAGAUUCCCGAGAUACAGUAAAACAUCAAAAGUACAUCCACUACAACUUCGCUUUUGACAAAGGGCUACUGACAUUGCAGGUGACCAAUGCUAACUACAAAGACCCAAACAACAUUAUGUUUGAGGACAUCACAGUCCUUGGAGUGCCUGAUCCUCCCACAUCCAUCACCGUGACUCACAUUGGAAGUUCUUCAAACUCAACCCUCCCUCUUCCAGACACCAGCAUAAGUCAUGAUGGAGCCAAAGGGGUGCUUUUCUUAACAAAUCUAACUUUAAUCCUGGGGGAGACCUAUACAAUUGGUUGGGAUAUGACACCUGCAGAGCGUUUUGACUGCCAUCCAGAGGAAGAUGCAGACGAGGCCAAAUGCACAGCCAGAGGCUGCAUCUGGAAGCCAAGCUUUAUGGAAAAUGUUCCAUGGUGCUACUAUCCAGAAGACUAUGGUUACUCUGUUACAACAAAUGCUGAAACCCCUUCUGGCAUCACCCUUGAUAUCACUCGGAACAAGAAAUAUAAGUCCAGUGGUCGCCCAGAGUCGCGGGACAUCAACAACCUCCGUGUUCAGAUUCUGUAUCAUAGCAGUCACAUGCUCCAGUUCAAGAUUUGGGACCCAGCCACUCAGCGCUAUGAAGUACCAGUGCCUCUGUCUAUUCCCACAACUCCUGACACAGAUGAAUCCAAAAGGCUUUAUGAGGUCUCCUAUACUUCCAAUCCAUUUGGCAUCCAGGUUACAAGGAAAAGCACAGGGACCAAAAUCUGGGACUCUGCUGUGCCAGGUUUCACCUUUUCAGACAUGUUCAUCCAAGUGUCGACUCGACUGUCAUCCGAGUUUGUGUACGGAUUCGGAGAAACAGAGCAUCCCACCUAUAAACAUGAUCUCAACUAUCACACUUGGGGCAUGUUCUCCAAGGACCAGCCUCCUGGUUACAAGUUAAAUUGUUAUGGUGUUCAUCCCUUCUACAUGGGCCUUGAAGACACAGCAGAUGCUCAUGGGGUACUGUUGCUAAACAGUAAUGCCAUGGAUGUUACAUUCCAGCCUACUCCAGCUCUAACCUACCGCACCAUUGGAGGAAUUCUGGAUUUCUACAUGGUCCUGGGACCAACUCCUGAAAUGGUUGUGCAGGAGUACACUGAACUGAUUGGACGACCUGUUCUACCUGCUUAUUGGUCUCUUGGGUUCCAACUCUGUCGCUAUGGUUAUGCCAAUGAUUCAGAAAUUGAAAGUUUGUACAAAGACAUGGUGGCAGCUGGCAUACCCUAUGAUGUGCAGUAUGCAGACAUCGACUACAUGGAGCGUCAACUUGACUUUGUCCUGGAUUCAGACUUUAAAGGACUGCCAGCCCUGGUUGACUCAAUGAGAAAAGAAGGCAUGAGGUUCAUCUUCAUCCUGGAUCCAGCUAUUUCAGGCAAUGAAACCAGUUAUCCUGCUUUUGAGAGAGGAAAAAAUGCUGAUGUUUUCAUCAAAUGGCCCAAAGAGCUCAGUGAUGAAAUUGUAUGGGGAAAGGUCUGGCCUGAUUUUCCUAAUGUUAAUGUAAAUGAAAGUCUUGACUGGGACACUCAAGUACAGCUCUACAGGGCAUACACUGCAUUCCCAGACUUCUUCCGUAGUCAGACAGCAACAUGGUGGAAACAAGAAAUCAAAGAUUUCUAUGAAAAAACAACAAAGUUUGAUGGCCUUUGGAUUGACAUGAAUGAACCUGCCAGUUUUGUCCAUGGCACAGUUGGAGAAAAGUGUCUCGGAAAUCCCCUUCUAGAGAAUCCACCAUAUAUGCCACCUCUGGAGUCGAAACAUCUUGGCUUAAACCACAAGACUCUUUGCAUGAACAGUGAACAGGUUCUCAGCACUGGAAAGAAAGUCAGGCACUAUGAUGUCCACAACCUCUAUGGAUGGUCUCAUGCCAAACCUUCUUAUGAUGCCCUGCUGGAAGUGACAGGUAAAAGAGGAAUAGUGGUGACCAGGUCAACAUAUCCCUCCAGUGGAAAAUGGACUGGUCAUUGGCUGGGGGACAACAAUUCAAGCUGGGAUCAGCUGUACAAAUCUAUUAUAGGCAUGCUGGAGUUCAGUCUGUUUGGCAUCUCCUACACUGGAGCAGACAUAUGUGGGUUUUUUAACAAAGCAGAGUAUGAGAUGUGUCUUCGCUGGAUGCAGCUGGGUGCCUUCUAUCCAUAUUCGCGCAAUCACAAUGGCAAGGGUAACCCAAGACAAGAUCCUGUUGCUUGGGAUGAUGCAUUUGCUGCUYCAUCUCGGAACGUCCUCAACAUUCGCUACACCCUCCUGCCUUAUCUGUACACGCUGAUGUUUGAGGCACACACCAAAGGAAGCACAGUUGUCCGGCCACUGUUGCAUGAGUUUGUGAAAGACAAAGCUACUUGGGACAUCCACAGACAGUUCCUCUGGGGACCUGCCCUACUUAUCACCCCAGCACUAGAACAUGAGCUGAUUAUAGAUGCCACGGACAAAUCCAUUCCUCUGCAUCUUGAUUUUACCGUAACUUGGAAGACCAGCAUCUGAAGGAUGUACUCUUGUUUUGCUCCUAAGUAAUUUAUGUCUAUGGGCAUAAUGGUCUCCUGUCAAACUUUAAUGAGUAGCAUCAGUAUUCAUCCCGAGAUUGCUGUGCCUUAAAAUUCAUCUUCAACAACAAAAAGAUACUGAAACACAAAAAUCAAUAAAAUAUCUGAUACUGUUCAAA
This is a messenger RNA of Austrofundulus limnaeus, 4917 nucleotides long. It is a transcript of the gene si, whose product is annotated as sucrase-isomaltase. NCBI's taxonomy places the organism in Eukaryota, Metazoa, Chordata, Actinopteri, Cyprinodontiformes, Rivulidae. The record is from RefSeq and is a predicted model, not a curated record. Gene Ontology annotation, molecular function: carbohydrate binding; alpha-1,4-glucosidase activity. Gene Ontology annotation, biological process: carbohydrate metabolic process.